UGAGAGGCUUUUUGUCACUUGAAUUUCUCUUCUCAUUUUCGGGUCAAACCCUAAACUGUGCAGAAGAUGCUGUCCGAUUGUGCCUGGUCUCCAUAAUAUUCUUCAUGCAUCCAGUUCUCAUUUAUCCUUGUAAGACACAUGAUACAUACGUAUAUGGUGUAUGCCAUCUCCAUCAUCUCGUUUAGUAUUUCAAGGCCUCUCUAUAUCCGAAAUCCAGAAAUUCAUUCCUAAAAAGUGGAAACAAUAUGUCAAGCCUGUAGACAUUCAAUCCAACCAACCAUCUGCAUCAUACAAUAACCAAAAGCAAGAGUUGAAAACGUUGACAACUGAUGAUGAAUCUAUGUUAGAAAACCUUGUUACAUCUCUCAAGGAAUUUGUUAGCCAAGGACAUCUACUGAAAGCAUUCAAAUCCUUUUCUCUAAUCCAGCAACAUGUCUCUUCCACUGCUUCUUAUGAUGUUAUCUUACAUCCCAUGUCUUCUCUUCUUCUAUCCUGUACCAACCUUAAAUGGCUUCCACCAGGUAAACAACUUCAUGCCCAAAUAAUCUCUUUGGGUUUGGAACAGCACCCUGUUCUAGUUCCCAAGCUUGUCACAUUUUACUCAACAUUUAAUCUUCUGGACGAUGCUCAAGUUGUUACUGAGAAUUGUAAUUUUUUCCACCCAUUACCAUGGAAUUUGCUUAUAUCUUCCUUUGUUAAGAAUGACCUUUUUGAGGCGGCUCUCUCCGCCUAUACUAAAAUGGUGAAUAAGGGAAUCAGACCAGAUAAUUUUACCUACCCAUCUGUUCUUAAGGCUUGCGGUGAGAAAUUGGAUGUAGAUUUUGGGAGGAUGGUUCAUCACUCGAUUAGUGGUAGUCGUCAUGACUGGAAUCUGUAUGUGCAUAAUGCUUUGAUUUCCAUGUAUGGGAAAUUUGGACAAGUGGAUGUUGCGCGUGACUUAUUUAACAAAAUGCCAGAGAGGGAUGAUAUCUCUUGGAAUGCAAUGAUCAAUUGUUAUGCCUCCAAGGGCAUGUGGGGAGAGGCAUUUAAGCUCUUUGAUUGCAUGCGUGCUGAAGAUAUUGAGCUGAAUUUUAUAACUUGGAACACUAUAGCUGGAGGGUGCUUGCGAACAGGGAAUUUUAAGGGGUCAUUGGAGUUGCUUUCUCAGAUGAGAAGUAGCGGCAUUCAUUUGGAUCCAGUGGCAAUGAUCAUUGGGUUGGUGGCCUGUUCACAUAUUGGGGCCUUAAAGUUGGGGAAAGUGAUUCAUGGUUCUGCAAUUCGGAGUUGUUGUGAUACAUUUGGGAAUGUUGGAAACGCAAUGAUUACAAUGUAUUCCAGAUGCAAAGACCUAAGCCAUGCCUCUAUUGUGUUUCAGUCCAUAGAAGAAAAGAGUAUAAUUACUUGGAACUCAAUGCUUUCUGGGUAUACCCACUUGGAUCGAUCUGAAGAAGUGUCCUUUCUAUUUCGGGAGAUGUUGCUUUCUGGGGUUGAACCGAACUAUGUUACAAUUGCCAGCAUCCUGCCUCUUUGUGCUAGAGUGGCAAAUCUGCAACAUGGCAAAGAAUUCCACUGUUACAUAACCCGGCGCAAAGAUUUUGAGGACUGUUUAUUACUGUGGAAUGCACUUAUAGAUAUGUAUGCAAGGUCAGGAAAAGUUCUUGCAGCAAAACGCGUGUUUGAUUUGAUGAGAAAGAGGGAUGAAGUGACCUAUACUUCUUUGAUUGCUGGAUAUGGGAUGCAGGGAGAGGGACAAGCUGCUAUAAAGCUAUUUAAAGAGAUGAUUAACCUUCAGAUCAAACCAGAUCAUGUAACAAUGGUGGCUGUUCUAUCAGCUUGCAGUCAUUGUGGUCUAGUAAUUGAAGGCCAAAUUUGGUUUGAAAAGAUGCAAAGUUUCUAUGGUAUAAUUCCCCAUUUGGAGCACUUCUCUUGCAUGGUUGACCUCUACGGGAGGGCUGGUUUGUUGAAUAAAGCAAAGGAAAUCAUCACAAGGAUGCCAUACGAGCCAAGCGCUUCCAUGUGGGCCACUCUCUUGGGAGCCUGUAGGAUCCAUGGAAAUAGAGAUAUAGGGGAAUGGGCAGCUGAGAAAUUGUUGGAACUUAGACCUCAAAAUUCAGGUUACUAUGUAUUGAUCGCUAACAUGUAUGCUGCAGCUGGUUGUUGGAGCAAGCUAGCAAAAGUCAGGAGUCUCAUGAGGGAUUUAGGUGUAAAGAAGUCUCCUGGCUGUGCUUGGGUUGAUGUGGGAUCUGUAUUUUCUCCAUUUGUUGUGGGGAACACAUCAAAUCCUUAUGCACAGGAGAUUUACCCAGUAUUGGAUGGACUGACUGAACUAAUGAAGGAUGCUGGUUAUGUUGCUUGGGACAAGUUUGGUUUGGAUGGUGAAGUUCUUGAAGAAAUUGAAUGAAAAUAGGUAUUUCUACUAGAGCACGAAUCCUUGUGGUUCACUAAUAUUGUGUUGUAGGGUCCCCAAGAAGAGCAGUGAAAACAUAAAGAAGCAUACUAGCAGAAAGAGGCUGUAAGUGAAACAUUUUUCUCAAGGGGAUUCCAUGUUGAAUAGAGAAAACAUAACACAACAACUGGUCCUCAAUACUUUGUGAACUUGGAGCAUGAUGGAACUGUUUUAUCAAAUUUCUAUCUGUUCCCAUUUCUGAUCACUCAUAUUUGGUGCCGAUAUAAGCUGAUUCUUCUUAGUCUUUGACAAUUUUUGGCAAUCCAAGGUCUGUGUAAGCUAUUACCAUUCUUCAACAGUUAUAAGUUAACAGGGUUGAAUGACAUUUGUUUGCAAUGUAGUGAAUUUUUUGAAACAUAAUUAAAUAUGGACAUUUAUUUUCCUGUCUCACUGAAAACAAAAUCCAUCCUGCAAACUUAGUUGUUGGGCUUUUUAUUAUUCUCCUGUUUUGAAUAUUGUGGUAACUAAGUGCAUUUUGGCUGCUGCUAAGCUAAUAUGCAACCCAAAAUCUCAUUAUAGUGUUAGGAUGUGUCAGGGAUUCACUUCAUAAUACCUUGUUAGCUACUGCCAGUUUGAUAUCAAAGGUUUCAUCAAGCCAGACGGACUAGGUCCUUGUGCAAAGGCAGAAGGUAGCUCAACACUGUUAAAGAUGCAUUUGGAUUAAUGUGUAUUCUUCAUCACAACUUCUGAAUGACUACUAAGUAUUUACUAAUUCGUUUUAUGAAAAAUCUACCUUUGUAUGCUUUUCAUACAUUGAGAGCGCUCAUACAUGUCUAAAUUCUUAUGUUUGCGGCGAUUCAAUUUGCUGAGCUCAAUAAGAUCAAGGGAAUGCAUCUGCUUGUAGAAAAUCUGGAGUAAUUCUUAAGGUUUCUACUUUUUGUCAUGCUAAGAUGCCAGGGAAAACUAAUUUUUUGUUUCGUUUUCUCUUCUUGAGCAAUUUCAUUCUUCCCUUAUAGCUUUUUUGUGCUAGUUUAUAAUUCUGCCUAACUUUCUUGUCAGAGGAUUUAAGGGUUCUAAUCUGAUUACGUAUUUGUUUCUUACAUAUUUCCCUAAGUGAAAGAGCAUCUAUAAACGUUUUACUAUACUUUAACUCAUUGGAAUUGGGUAAUACUGUUUACUUUCUUUAACUUUGUAGGUAGAUUUGAUUUUCUUUUAUGCUUAUGGAGAACAUGAAUUUGUUGAGGGCUCAAUUGCUGAUCUUGGAAGUUGGAACCACUCAGGUCAGUGUUUUGCUUUUGGGGGCUACUAGAGCUGAUUAGUGGUUUGAUUCUCUUAAUCUCACUCGAACAAAUUGUUUGUUCUUACUAUGCUAAACUGUUAGAUUUUGGGCUAUUCUUGUCAAGAAAGGGGCAUGCUGAUUUGGUAUUAAACCCCCAAUGUUUUAAUGAAAAGUAUAUGUAUUAUGAUUAUUGUUCAAAUAGAAGGUUUCAAUGUCAGAGGAGGGAAUUUGGAAUUCUAAACAUUAACCUUUGAAUAGAAUAUUGCCGCUUUUCAUCUUUUUUCCAUUUGCAUGUACAAAGCUUGAAUAGUUUUAGCAUUAAUUUAGGAAGGGAAUGGCUGGAUAUCUUAUUUUCCUUUCUUUAGAUAAAAUUGAAGGCAGCAUUCUAUGAGGGGAACAAAACCAUGAAUCCAAUGAUUACUGCCACGAGUCCAUCGACAUAUGGGUCACCGCAGAAUUUAGACAUUACCAACUAGGCAAAGAGAAGGUGACCAUGAGGGUGUUAGUGAGGAUUUCUUGGUGCCGUUUUGUUCUUUUAUAGUGAAAUUCAUUGAGAAUGGUUGCACUGACCAAGUGAGCACUGUAGCAGUUUGAGGUUUUUACACAAGCCUGCUUGCUGCUAUGUGCAUGUCUGUCCAAUUUCUGGAGUUACAUAGGGAUAUCCAAAAGCAUGAAAUCCCUACAAUGAACUUGAGGGCUCUAUUCAGUCAUUGCAAGCAAGAUCUGGAAGCAGUGUGACUUAAAGUUGCUUAUUAUGUCUAUAACAAACUGCAUCUGGAAAUAGCAGGUAUCUCCCUUCAACAAGAUCUGUUUUGUUGUCUUGUCUUUUUUUUUUCC
This is a messenger RNA of Theobroma umbraticum, 4481 nucleotides long. RefSeq names its product Tetratricopeptide repeat (TPR)-like superfamily protein. The record is from RefSeq and is a predicted model, not a curated record. NCBI's taxonomy places the organism in Eukaryota, Viridiplantae, Streptophyta, Magnoliopsida, Malvales, Malvaceae. Gene Ontology annotation, molecular function: RNA binding; protein binding. Gene Ontology annotation, biological process: RNA modification.